Anisakis simplex (herring worm) is the source of this 465-nucleotide messenger RNA. Lineage: Eukaryota; Metazoa; Nematoda; Chromadorea; Rhabditida; Anisakidae. The record is from the annotation of a GenBank genome assembly.
GAGCAGGAAGUAGAUCUCUAUAAGUGCGUCUUUCCUCCUGAUAAUACAUCGUUGGCGGUGCUGGGUUUAAUUCAACCAUUCGGAAGUAUUCCGCCGAUCGCGGAAAUGCAAGCGAGAUGGGUGGCAGCAGUAUGGAGUGGUCAAGUGAAGCUGCCGUCUCCAAAAGGAAUGAUGACUAAUAUUGAACAAACACGCGAAAUUCGAAUGAGAAGAUACCUCAAGAAAACGAAGCAUACAAUACAAGUUGAUCAUAUAACGUAUAUGGAUGAGAUUGCCGAAAUGAUUGGAGUUAAACCGAAUAUAUGGAAGUAUCUAUUCAAAGAUCCGGUGUUUGCGGUCCGUCUCNUGAGACGAUAUAAAAGGAGUGGAAAGCUUGUUAGUUUCGCUAGUGCUGCAUCGCCCUUGGAUACAAUAAUAGAUUUUAAUCGUAAAGGAGGUCUUGACUAUCGUGCGAUAAGAAACUAA